This is a messenger RNA of Calidris pugnax (ruff), 1718 nucleotides long. RefSeq names its product zinc finger protein 574 (gene ZNF574). The record is from RefSeq and is a predicted model, not a curated record. The annotation marks the transcript as partial. Gene Ontology annotation, biological process: regulation of transcription by RNA polymerase II. Gene Ontology annotation, cellular component: nucleus. NCBI's taxonomy places the organism in Eukaryota, Metazoa, Chordata, Aves, Charadriiformes, Scolopacidae. Gene Ontology annotation, molecular function: DNA-binding transcription factor activity, RNA polymerase II-specific; RNA polymerase II transcription regulatory region sequence-specific DNA binding. The transcript is spliced from 3 exons.
UUUUUUUGAGUUUUUUGGGUUUUUUUUUUGUCUCCUAUGCCCCCCCCCUUUUCCCUGCCCCCCCCAGUUUGCCCGCCAUGGGGGAGCCGGGGGAGGAGACGGUGCUGCUGGUGGAACAUCGUUACGUCUGCUCCGAGUGCAACCACCUCUCGGCUUCCCUGGAGGACGCCCUCCUCCACCAGCAGCACCACCUGGGCCCCCCCCAGCACCAGCAGCACCCCCAGCACCUGGAACUGGUGGGACUGGGAGGCGAUUACCAAGCUUUAGCCGUCCCCGAGAGCAGCCAGUACCAAUGUUUGGAGUGUGGGCAGUUACUGGUGUCGCCGGGGCAGCUUUUGGAACAUCAGGAGAUGCACAUCAAGAUGUUGGGGCAGGACUCGGAGCCUCCCCCAUCUUCUCUUCCUCCUCUUCCUCCUCCUCCUUCUUCUUCUUCCACCCUCAAACCCAGCUCCGGGCAGAUCCACUACGAGUGUUUGGAGUGUAAAGCUCUUUUUAACAGCCAAGAAGUUUGGUUAAACCAUCGACAAAGCCACCGACUGCCCCAAAAUCCACCUUCUUCUCAACCCCACAACCAGGCGCUGGUGGAUCUGGAACAUUCCUACCGCAAACCGGGCGAGGAAGAGGAGGGAGAGGAGCAAGAAGGAGGCAACGUGGGGACAACGGAGAGUGGUGAAGGUGGGGAGGAGACGGUGCAGCUUCUCCUCUACGAAUGUGGGGAAUGUCUCCAGCUUUUCCAAACCCCCAAAGAUUUCCUGGAGCAUCAGGCGGCUCAUUUAACGCCCCCCGUUAACGGUAACGAAGCGGCGGCGGCCGCCGAUCACAGCUACGAGCUGAAAGAAGAGACAGAGGAGGUGACAACCACCACCGUGAAGAAACGAACCAGAAGCAUCAAGAAUAUUUUGGGACUCCAGCUCCACCUCCGCUCGCACCGUUUGGGGGCUUUUCACUGCCCCCUCUGCAGUAAAGUUUUCCCCGCCCCCCCCAGCCUCCAACAACAUUUAGGGGGGGGUCACAGCGGGGAAUCCCACUUCCUCUGCCUGGAUUGUGGUUUGGCUUUCGACACCGAGCCCGUCCUCCUGGCCCAUCGCCGCACCCACUCCCCCAACCCCCUGCACCGCUGCCCCUGCGGCAAAUCCUUCCUCAACAUGACCAAAUUCCUCUACCACCGCCGCACCCACGCCCUCCCCACCAGUCUUCACGGUGGGGUUGGUGACCCCCAGAAGCUUCAUGAUGGGGUUGGUGACCCCCAGAGGCUUCACGCUGGGCCUGGUGACCCCCAAAGGCUUCACGCUGGGCCUGGUGACCCCCAAAGGCUUCACGCUGGGCCCGGUGACCCCCCGAGGCUUCACGCUGGGCCCGGUGACCCCCAGAGGAUUCACGAUGGGGCUGGUGACCCCCCAAGUGUCUCAUCAUCACCCCACAUCAUCCCAACGCCACCAGUUGCCCCCUCCCACCGCCGCCCCCCGAAAAGCUUCGAGUGCGGGGAUUGCAAGAAACUUUUCAGCACCGAGACGUCCCUCCACGUCCACCGGAGGAUCCACACGGGGGAAAGGCCUUAUCCCUGCCCGGAAUGUGGGAAAGCUUUCCGGCAAUCCACCCACCUCAAGGAUCACCGGCGGCUCCACACGGGGGAGAGGCCCUUCCGCUGCCCCGACUGCGGCAAAGCCUUCGCCAUCGCGGUGCGUUUGGCCGAGCACCGGCGCAUCCACACCGGGGAG